Aethina tumida (small hive beetle) is the source of this 6499-nucleotide messenger RNA. RefSeq lists its product as uncharacterized. Gene Ontology annotation, cellular component: extracellular region. Gene Ontology annotation, molecular function: chitin binding. The record is from RefSeq and is a predicted model, not a curated record. The coding region runs from base 1 to 6396 and encodes 2131 amino acids. Lineage: Eukaryota; Metazoa; Arthropoda; Insecta; Coleoptera; Nitidulidae. The transcript has a single exon.
AUGAACAGUCUAAUAUUCUUCGUUCUUGUGGGACUGUCUGGACUCGCAAGUUGUGCUCCACCUGCUGUUGAUGAAUGUUCAGGAAAAUCUACUCAAUGUCCAAAUCCAGAUGGACCCGACUCAGUCUACAUUCCUCUUGAAGAUUGUACCAAAUUCUGUCAGUGCAGUAACGGCCAAGCAAUCCUCCACCACUGCCCAGGUAUUCUUCACUUCAACCCAGUUUUGAAUGUUUGCGAUUAUCCACAAGAUGCUGGAUGUGAAAAAUCAGGCAAUACAACUACUAGUGUUGCAACUACCACUAAACCAAGCCCAACUCCACUUCCCGUGACGACACCGGGAGGAGACAAAUGUGUUGAUGUUCUCCCAUGUGAUCCCGAAUGUGGUAGUGGUAAAACUGUAGUUGCUCUGGAAGAUUGUUCGGAAGCUUGCGAAUGUUCAAAUGGUAUUUUAAAUCUAAUAACUUGUUCUGAAGGUUUGCAUUACAAUGUUAAAGAAGAGAAGUGUGAUUUCCCAAACCUUGCAAAUUGUGAACCAGGUAAUAUUACUACCAUCAUUCCUACUACAACUACUAGCGUUCCUAUUACUACGCCCACUACUACUACAACUAAAAAACCUCUAGAUGAAUGUUCUGAGAAAUCUGCUCAAUGUCCAAAUCCAGACGGACCCGACUCAGUUUAUAUUCCUCUCGAUGAUUGUACCAAAUUCUGUCAAUGCAGUAACGGCCAAGCAAUCCUACACAACUGCCCAGAUGGCCUUCACUUCAACCCUGUUCUGAAUGUAUGCGAUUGGCCUCAAGAUGCUGGAUGCGGAAAUACAACUACCACCUCUGCUUCAACCACCUCUGCUUCAACCACCUCUGCUUCAACCACCUCUGCUUCUACCACAACAACCAGUGCUCCAGUUACCACACCAAGCACCACUACAACUCUUAGACCUGUAGAUGAAUGCACUGACAAAUCUGCUCAAUGUCCAAAUCCAGAUGGUCCCGACUCAGUCUAUAUUCCUCUCGAUGAUUGUACCAAAUUCUGUCAAUGCAGUAACGGCCAAGCAAUCCUCCACAAUUGCCCAGAGGGCCUUCACUUCAACCCUGUUCUGAAUGUAUGCGACUGGCCUCAAGAUGCUGGAUGCGGAAAUACAACUACUACAUCUGCUUCAACCACUUCUGCUCCUACCACAACCACCAGUGCUCCAGUUACCACACCAAGCACCACUACAACUCUUAGACCUGUAGAUGAAUGUACUGAGAAAUCUGCUCAAUGUCCAAAUCCAGAUGGACCCGACUCAGUCUAUAUUCCUCUCGAUGAUUGUACCAAAUUCUGUCAAUGCAGUAACGGCCAAGCAAUCCUACACAACUGCCCAGAUGGCCUUCACUUCAACCCUGUUCUGAAUGUAUGCGACUGGCCUCAAGAUGCUGGAUGCGGAAAUACAACUACUACCUCUGCUUCAACCACCUCUGCUUCUACCACAACCACCAGUGCUCCAGUUACCACACCAAGCACCACUACAACUCUUAGACCUGUAGAUGAAUGCACUGACAAAUCUGCUCAAUGUCCAAAUCCAGAUGGACCCGACUCAGUCUAUAUUCCUCUCGAUGAUUGUACCAAAUUCUGUCAAUGCAGUAACGGCCAAGCAAUCCUACACAACUGCCCAGAUGGCCUUCACUUCAACCCUGUUCUGAAUGUAUGCGAUUGGCCACAAGAUGCUGGAUGCGGAAAUACAACUACCACCUCUGCUUCUACCACAACAACCAGUGCUCCAGUUACCACACCAAGCACCACUACAACUCUUAGACCUGUAGAUGAAUGCACUGACAAAUCUGCUCAAUGUCCAAAUCCAGAUGGUCCCGACUCAGUCUAUAUUCCUCUCGAUGAUUGUACCAAAUUCUGUCAAUGCAGUAACGGCCAAGCAAUCCUCCACAAUUGCCCAGAGGGCCUUCACUUCAACCCUGUUCUGAAUGUAUGCGACUGGCCUCAAGAUGCUGGAUGCGGAAAUACAACUACUACAUCUGCUUCAACCACUUCUGCUUCUACCACAACCACCAGUGCUCCAGUUACCACACCAAGUACCACUACAACUCUUAGACCUGUAGAUGAAUGCACUGACAAAUCUGCUCAAUGUCCAAAUCCAGAUGGUUCCGACUCAGUCUAUAUUCCUCUCGAUGAUUGUACCAAAUUCUGUCAAUGCAGUAACGGCCAAGCAAUCCUCCACAAUUGCCCAGAGGGCCUUCACUUCAACCCUGUUCUGAAUGUAUGCGACUGGCCUCAAGAUGCUGGAUGCGGAAAUACAACUACUACAUCUGCUUCAACCACUUCUGCUUCUACCACAACCACCAGUGCUCCAGUUACCACACCAAGUACCACUACAACUCUUAGACCUGUAGAUGAAUGCACUGACAAAUCUGCUCAAUGUCCAAAUCCAGAUGGUUCCGACUCAGUCUAUAUUCCUCUCGAUGAUUGUACCAAAUUCUGUCAAUGCAGUAACGGCCAAGCAAUCCUCCACAAUUGCCCAGAGGGCCUUCACUUCAACCCUGUUCUGAAUGUAUGCGACUGGCCUCAAGAUGCUGGAUGCGGAAAUACAACUACUACCUCUGCUUCAACCACUUCUGCUUCUACCACAACCACCAGUGCUCCAGUUACCACACCAAGCACCACUACAACUCUUAGACCUGUAGAUGAAUGCACUGAGAAAUCUGCUCAAUGUCCAAAUCCAGAUGGACCCGACUCAGUCUAUAUUCCUCUCGAUGAUUGUACCAAAUUCUGUCAAUGCAGUAACGGCCAAGCAAUCCUACACAACUGCCCAGAUGGCCUUCACUUCAACCCUGUUCUGAAUGUAUGCGACUGGCCUCAAGAUGCUGGAUGCGGAAAUGCAACUACUACCUCUGCUUCAACCACCUCUGCUUCUACCACAACCACCAGUGCUCCAGUUACCACACCAAGCACCACUACAACUCUUAGACCUGUAGAUGAAUGCACUGACAAAUCUGCUCAAUGUCCAAAUCCAGAUGGACCCGACUCAGUCUAUAUUCCUCUCGAUGAUUGUACCAAAUUCUGUCAAUGCAGUAACGGCCAAGCAAUCCUACACAACUGCCCAGAUGGCCUUCACUUCAACCCUGUUCUGAAUGUAUGCGAUUGGCCUCAAGAUGCUGGAUGCGGAAAUACAACUACCACCUCUGCUUCAACCACCUCUGCUUCUACCACAACAACCAGUGCUCCAGUUACCACACCAAGCACCACUACAACUCUUAGACCUGUAGAUGAAUGCACUGACAAAUCUGCUCAAUGUCCAAAUCCAGAUGGUCCCGACUCAGUCUAUAUUCCUCUCGAUGAUUGUACCAAAUUCUGUCAAUGCAGUAACGGCCAAGCAAUCCUCCACAAUUGCCCAGAGGGCCUUCACUUCAACCCUGUUCUGAAUGUAUGCGACUGGCCUCAAGAUGCUGGAUGCGGAAAUACAACUACUACCUCUGCUUCAACCACUUCUGCUUCUACCACAACCACCAGUGCUCCAGUUACCACACCAAGCACCACUACAACUCUUAGACCUGUAGAUGAAUGCACUGAGAAAUCUGCUCAAUGUCCAAAUCCAGAUGGACCCGACUCAGUCUAUAUUCCUCUCGAUGAUUGUACCAAAUUCUGUCAAUGCAGUAACGGCCAAGCAAUCCUACACAACUGCCCAGAUGGCCUUCACUUCAACCCUGUUCUGAAUGUAUGCGAUUGGCCUCAAGAUGCUGGAUGCGGAAAUACAACUACCACCUCUGCUUCAACCACCUCUGCUUCAACCACCUCUGCUUCUACCACAACAACCAGUGCUCCAGUUACCACACCAAGCACCCCUACAACUCUUAGACCUGUAGAUGAAUGCACUGACAAAUCUGCUCAAUGUCCAAAUCCAGAUGGACCCGACUCAGUCUAUAUUCCUCUCGAUGAUUGUACCAAAUUCUGUCAAUGCAGUAACGGCCAAGCAAUCCUACACAACUGCCCAGAUGGCCUUCACUUCAACCCUGUUCUGAAUGUAUGCGAUUGGCCUCAAGAUGCUGGAUGCGGAAAUACAACUACCACCUCUGCUUCAACCACCUCUACUUCAACCACCUCUGCUUCUACCACAACAACCAGUGCUCCAGUUACCACACCAAGCACCACUACAACUCUUAGACCUGUAGAUGAAUGCACUGACAAAUCUGCUCAAUGUCCAAAUCCAGAUGGUCCCGACUCAGUCUAUAUUCCUCUCGAUGAUUGUACCAAAUUCUGUCAAUGCAGUAACGGCCAAGCAAUCCUCCACAAUUGCCCAGAGGGCCUUCACUUCAACCCUGUUCUGAAUGUAUGCGACUGGCCUCAAGAUGCUGGAUGUGGAAAUACAACUACUACCUCUGCUUCAACCACUUCUGCUUCUACCACAACCACCAGUGCUCCAGUUACCACACCAAGCACCACUACAACUCUUAGACCUGUAGAUGAAUGCACUGAGAAAUCUGCUCAAUGUCCAAAUCCAGAUGGACCCGACUCAGUCUAUAUUCCUCUCGAUGAUUGUACCAAAUUCUGUCAAUGCAGUAACGGCCAAGCAAUCCUACACAACUGCCCAGAUGGCCUUCACUUCAACCCUGUUCUGAAUGUAUGCGACUGGCCUCAAGAUGCUGGAUGCGGAAAUACAACUACUACAUCUGCUUCAACCACUUCUGCUUCUACCACAACCACCAGUGCUCCAGUUACCACACCAAGUACCACUACAACUCUUAGACCUGUAGAUGAAUGCACUGAGAAAUCUGCUCAAUGUCCAAAUCCAGAUGGACCCGACUCAGUCUAUAUUCCUCUCGAUGAUUGUACCAAAUUCUGUCAAUGCAGUAACGGCCAAGCAAUCCUACACAACUGCCCAGAUGGCCUUCACUUCAACCCUGUUCUGAAUGUAUGCGACUGGCCUCAAGAUGCUGGAUGCGGAAAUACAACUACCACCUCUGCUUCAACCACCUCUGCUUCUACCACAACAACCAGUGCUCCAGUUACCACACCAAGCACCACUACAACUCUUAGACCUGUAGAUGAAUGCACUGACAAAUCUGCUCAAUGUCCAAAUCCAGAUGGUCCCGACUCAGUCUAUAUUCCUCUCGAUGAUUGUACCAAAUUCUGCCAAUGCAGUAACGGCCAAGCAAUCCUCCACAAUUGCCCAGAUGGUCUUCACUUCAACCCUGUUCUGAAUGUAUGCGAUUGGCCUCAAGAUGCUGGAUGCGGAAACACAACUACCACCUCUGCUUCAACAACCUCUGCAUCUACCACAACCACCAGUGCUCCAGUUACCACACCAAGCACCACUACAACUCUUAGACCUGUAGAUGAAUGCACUGACAAAUCUGCUCAAUGUCCAAAUCCAGAUGGUCCCGACUCAGUCUAUAUUCCUCUCGAUGACUGUACCAAAUUCUGUCAAUGCAGUAACGGCGAAGCAAUCCUCCACAACUGCCCAGAUGGCCUUCACUUCAACCCUGUUCUGAAUGUAUGCGACUGGCCUCAAGAUGCUGGAUGCGGAAACACAACUACCACCUCUGCUUCAACAACCUCUGCUUCUACCACAACCACCAGUGCUCCAGUUACCACACCAAGCACCACUACAACUCUUAGACCUAUAGAUGAAUGCACUGACAAAUCUGCUCAAUGUCCAAAUCCAGAUGGACCUGACUCAGUCUAUAUUCCUCUCGAUGAUUGUACCAAAUUCUGUCAAUGCAGUAACGGCCAAGCAAUCCUCCACAACUGCCCAGAUGGUCUUCACUUCAACCCUGUUCUGAAUGUAUGCGACUGGCCUCAAGAUGCUGGAUGCGGAAACACAACUACCACCUCUGCUUCAACAACCUCUGCUUCUACCACAACCACCAGUGCUCCAGUUACCACACCAAGCACCACUACAACUCUUAGACCUGUAGAUGAAUGCACUGACAAAUCUGCUCAAUGUCCAAAUCCAGAUGGUCCCGACUCAGUCUAUAUUCCUCUCGAUGAUUGUACCAAAUUCUGUCAAUGCAGUAACGGCCAAGCAAUCCUCCACAACUGCCCAGAUGGCCUUCACUUCAACCCUGUUCUGAAUGUAUGCGACUGGCCUCAAGAUGCUGGAUGCGGAAAACAAGUUAACACAACUACUACUUCCACCACAACCACCAGCGCACCUGUUACUACAACUACUAGUAUAAGCACCACAACUACAGUUCCUUCUAGAGCUGUUUGUUUGGGACAGGAAAAACAUUGUCCUGCUGUUGAUGGUGAAUUCCCUGUUUACAUUCCUUUGCCAACUUGUACCAAAUUUUGCGAGUGUUCCAACGGUAUCCCUUAUGAAUUUGAUUGUCCUGCGAACCUUCAUUUUAAUCCAGAGUUGAAUGUUUGUGAUUAUCCAGAACGUGCUGGUUGUACAGGACUAGGAAUUUAGAAACAUGUAAAAUUUGUAAAAUAUAUAAAAAUAUGUUAUUAAUAUCUUUUAAAUAUAUGUUAUUUGUAAAUUUGUAUAGGAAAUAAAGAUGUUGAAAUAAUCA